Molecule: messenger RNA, 1517 nt
Organism: Anguilla anguilla (European eel)
Lineage: Eukaryota; Metazoa; Chordata; Actinopteri; Anguilliformes; Anguillidae
Gene: psmc4
Product: proteasome 26S subunit, ATPase 4
Exons: 11
Coding region: 41-1297 (418 amino acids)
Biological process (GO): proteasome-mediated ubiquitin-dependent protein catabolic process
Cellular component (GO): proteasome regulatory particle, base subcomplex
Molecular function (GO): proteasome-activating activity; ATP hydrolysis activity; ATP binding
Source: RefSeq, a predicted model, not a curated record
UUCGUGUUUACGUCAAGACGUUCGUGAAAAGAAAACGAACAUGGAGGAGAUCGGGGUAAUUGUUGAAAAAGCUCAGGACGAAGUGCCGGCCAUGCUCACCUCCAGGCCGCAGACUGGCCUCUCCUUCCUGGCCCCAGAACCCGAGGACCUGGAGGACUUGUACAGCAGAUACAAGAAGCUGCAGCAGGAGCUGGAGUUCCUGGAGGUGCAGGAGGAGUACAUCAAAGACGAGCAGAAGAACCUGAAGAAGGAGUUUCUGCAUGCCCAGGAGGAGGUGAAAAGGAUACAGAGCAUCCCCCUGGUCAUUGGCCAGUUCCUGGAGGCCGUGGACCAGAACACUGCCAUCGUCGGCUCCACUACAGGCUCGAACUACUACGUGCGGAUCCUGAGCACCAUCGACCGGGAGCUGCUGAAGCCCAACGCCUCGGUGGCGCUGCACAAGCACAGCAACGCGCUGGUGGACGUGCUGCCCCCGGAGGCCGACAGCAGCAUCAUGAUGCUCACCGCAGACCAGAAGCCGGACGUGAUGUAUGCCGACAUCGGAGGGAUGGACAUCCAGAAACAGGAAGUGAGAGAGGCGGUGGAGCUCCCUCUUACACACUUUGAGCUCUACAAACAGAUCGGUAUCGACCCCCCCAGGGGUGUGUUGAUGUACGGCCCACCAGGCUGUGGGAAGACCAUGCUGGCCAAGGCUGUGGCACACCACACUACAGCGGCGUUCAUCCGUGUGGUGGGGUCGGAGUUUGUGCAGAAGUACCUGGGGGAGGGCCCCCGCAUGGUGCGGGACGUCUUCCGGCUGGCCAAGGAGAACGCCCCCGCCAUCAUCUUCAUCGACGAGAUCGACGCCAUCGCCACCAAGCGCUUCGACGCCCAGACAGGAGCUGACAGAGAAGUUCAGAGGAUUCUGCUGGAGCUGCUCAACCAGAUGGACGGUUUUGACCAGAACGUCAACGUCAAGGUGAUUAUGGCCACCAACCGGGCCGACACCCUGGACCCGGCUCUGCUGCGGCCCGGUCGACUGGACCGUAAGAUCGAGUUCCCGCUGCCCGACCGGAGGCAGAAGCGCCUGGUCUUCUCCACCAUCACCAGCAAGAUGAACCUGUCUGAGGAGGUGGACCUGGAGGACUAUGUUGCCCGACCUGACAAGAUCUCAGGAGCCGACAUCAACUCCAUCUGCCAGGAGGCGGGAAUGCUGGCCGUCAGAGAAAACCGCUACAUCGUGCUGGCCAAGGACUUCGAGAAGGCCUACAAGACGGUGAUCAAGAAGGACGAGCAGGAGCACGAGUUCUACAAGUAGCCAGGAGAGGCGGAGUGAAGACGCCCCUCACACAGCCAGCUGUUAUUAUUUUUGAUUGUUUGUUUGUUUUCUGGUUUUGCGUUUUAUCAUACGUGGCUGUUCCCGCCCACUCGUACCGACCUGGGACUGACAUCCAAUCAGAUCUCGCAGGCCGUCUGUCGAAUCAGUCAGCCUGUGAAUCUGACCCUGCAAACACACACACGCACAUAUACACACACAC